AUGAAGUCCACUCUCGUCCUCCUUGCUGUCGCUGGUGCCGUCUCUGCCCAGACCACCCGGGCCCCGACCUCGGCUGACAUCGACAUCCCCUUCCCCACAAACGACGCCCAGCUCUCAAGCUGGAUCAACAGCGUUUUCCCUACCUCGGGCGUCGUCAUCCCCACCAACAGCGCCGAGCUCUCAAGCUUGCUCAACAGCCUGAGCCUCCUCCCUACCUCGGAAGGUUCCUCGAGCGGCUCUGCCUCCUCCAGUGGCUCUGCCUCUAGGUCAUCCAGCGGCUCUGCGUCAUCCACCGGAUCCGUCACCGUCACGAGCUCUGGUUCCUCCUCCAGCGCCACCGACACCACCCUCUCCAGGUCCACCUCCGCCGACGCCACUGGCACCACUACUUCCAACUCGGAUUCUUCUUCUUCUACUGGUUCCUCCACUAGCUCCUCCGCUUCCGCCACCAGCACCGACGACGGCAACGGUGUCGCCCGGCCCAUGAUCGGGGCUGGUGUCGCCCUCCUCGCCGCCGCCCUGGCUCUGUAA
This is a messenger RNA of Clonostachys rhizophaga, 531 nucleotides long. The record is from the annotation of a GenBank genome assembly. Lineage: Eukaryota; Fungi; Ascomycota; Sordariomycetes; Hypocreales; Bionectriaceae.